Molecule: messenger RNA, 504 nt
Organism: Giardia duodenalis
Lineage: Eukaryota; Fornicata; Diplomonadida; Hexamitidae
Exons: 1
Coding region: 1-504 (167 amino acids)
Source: RefSeq, a predicted model, not a curated record
AUGGCGCCUCAGUGCGACGACCCUCUGGCUGAGGCCGGCCUUCUGAAGUGCACCAUUCAUCACCCAGUGGGGCCAGAAGCACUGCAUCCUGCAGUCUACGAUACUGAGCUCCUGCUAGAGCGGGAGAAGCAAAAUCUCCUGCGAAUGCAAACUGCGCGCGAUCUCAUGGAACAGAUCAGUGUACAUACACGCCCUCAGGAGAGCUGCUUCUUCCACCGUGUCACCGCGUUGAAUAGAGACGCCAUGUGCCAAGCGCUGCACCUUGAGACGCGUGAGAGGCAAAGGACAAUGCAAGAGCUAGAUGAGCAAAUUAGCCACCACGCGCGCACCAAGCUACGGGAGUACAAACAGCAAAGGGACUACCGCAGGGGCAUCUGCAGCCCACCAGUUUACUCGUGGUCCACCCCGGAGACACACAGGGGCAGGCUGUUGAGUAGACUGCCUAACAUCCCACUCUUUGUCUACGGGACCACAAUAAACUCCACAUCAGACCUUCUAGAAUAG